Molecule: messenger RNA, 7165 nt
Organism: Populus nigra (black poplar)
Lineage: Eukaryota; Viridiplantae; Streptophyta; Magnoliopsida; Malpighiales; Salicaceae
Product: protein NETWORKED 1D-like
Exons: 11
Coding region: 337-6831 (2164 amino acids)
Source: RefSeq, a predicted model, not a curated record
UUUAAAUAGCGUAGUAGAUUAAAAGGGGUGCAAAUUUAUCGACAUUUAGUCAGGCAUUUGGCUCCGGAUUCUCUUUUACUCUAUUACUCUUUCUUGUCGGUCUUCUCACAGUUGAAGUGGGUGGUGCAUUUGAUUCUUAUUUGUCUUCUUGUUCUGUUGAGUUUUGAAAAAAAAAUAAAAUAUUCUGUGUGUUUUUACAAGGUUUAGAUCGAAGCUGCCUUUUCUAAUCGUGGGAUUUUUUUUUGAAUAACUUUUGGGUUUGGCGUUUUAGAAAAGUUUGUGCAUCAGGGUUUGAACUGUCAUUCAGCAGAUGAUAAAUUAGUUUCUUAUCCAGCAAUGUCGAGUAUUGCUAGGUGGAAGAAUGAGAAAACUAAAGUGAAAGUGGUCUUUCGGCUGCAGUUCCAUGCCACACAUAUUCCUCAUCCAGGAUGGGAUAAACUUUUUAUAUCUUUCAUUCCUGCUGAUUCUGGAAAAGCAACUGCAAAAACAACUAAAGCCAAUGUAAGAAACGGGACCUGCAAAUGGGCAGAUCCUAUCUACGAGACCACAAGGCUUCUUCAAGACGUUAAAACCAAGCGAUAUGAUGAAAAACUCUAUAAGCUUGUCAUUUCGAUGGGUUCAUCACGGUCUAGUGUCCUUGGUGAGGCUACCAUCAACCUUGCUGAUUAUGCUGAUGCGUUAAAACCUUCUGUUGUUGCCCUGCCUCUUCAUGGAUCUGAUUCCGGAACUUCUUUGCAUGUCACUGUACAACUGCUCACUUCAAAAACUGGUUUCCGAGAGUUUGAGCAGCAGAGGGAACUCAGAGAGAGGGGGUUGCAGACUGACCAAAAUAGCCCUGAUGAAUCCUCUAGUGGAAAAGUAUCAUCUUCUGAAGGGAUUAUCAAUGAUCAGAUAGAUAAGGUAAAUAUCAGAGUUAGAUUUAAAGAAAAAUCUAAAGACCUUGCUUCACUUGAAGAAGAGGUGGGGCCAAAUGAAGAAUAUGCAGACUCAGCUGUUGGAUUUGAUGGCUCUUCCAAUACAUCAGAGAGUUUAUACACAGAGAAGCAUGAUACUUCCAGCACUCAUGAAAUUGAUAGCCUUAAGAGUACCGUCUCUGGUGACUUAGCUGGACUUUCCCUCAGCCAAAGUCCUCAUCUGGAAAAAGGGGAUCCCUCUGAUCAUCGAUUUUUGGCACAGGGGACAAAUGAUUGGGUUCAUGCCUGGAGUUCAGACUAUUCUGCAGAUAAUGACUUGGCAGCUGCUUAUGAAGAGAAUGGUAGGCUUAGAGGAAGCUUGGAAGUGGCUGAGUCAUCUGUUCUUGAGCUUAAACAGGAGGUAAGCUCCUUACAGGGUCAUGCUGAUGAAAUAGGUUAUGAAGCCCAAAAAUUUGCUAAGCAACUUGCCUCUGAGAUUGCUUCUGGAGAAGAGAUGGCGAAAGAAGUGUCUGUACUGAAGUCGGAGUGUUCAAAGUUGAAAGCUGAUCUUGAACAGUUAAAGGUUUCUCAAUUAUGCCCUCCAUUUAGCAGCAGAAAUGCUACAGAACCCCUACAGGAUCACAGAUUUCAAGAAUUGAAGCUCAGAUGGAUAAAGGGGCUUUUAUCCAUGGAAGAUAAGAUAAAAGAGCUUCAAAAUAAUGCAUGCUUGGGAUACCAUGAAAGUGACUUCAGAUUCCUUCGCUCAGAUGUAGAGGAGUUGAUUGGUGUGCUGCAGGAUCUUAAGCAAGGAACAGGGCUGCUAAUUUCCAGUAACCACUUGGUACCUUGUGAAGGAUCUAGCCUGAAGGAGAUCAGAGAAAUGAGUUUACAUAAAAAUAGCCAGUUUGUAAGUGAAUCUGGCUUUGAUGUGGACUUAUAUCAACCAGAACUAGGCAUGCUUCAUUGUCUUAACAUUCCUGGCUUGGUUUCUCAUGAGCCCGACUCUAUAGAUACUACCAAUGCAAUGAAAGGAAAAAUAUUUGAACUUCUGAGGGAGUUGGAUGAAUCAAAAGCUGAACAGGAGAGCCUUGCAAAGAAAAUGGACCAGAUGGAAUGUUACUAUGAAGCUCUUGUCCAGGAGCUUGAGGAACAUCAGAGGCAGAUGCUGGGGGAGUUGCAAAAUCUCAGAAAUGAGCAUGCUACUUGCUUGUAUGCAGCUGCAACCACGAAGGAAGAGAUGGAGACAAUGCGCCAAGAUCUGAAUGACCAGCUAUUAAGACUUGUUGAAGAAAAACGUGAGUUGGAUUCUCUGAACAAGGAAUUUGAAAGAAGGACUGUUACUGCUGAGGCAGCACUCAAACGGGCACGCCUGAAUUAUUCAAUUGCUGUCGACCAGUUACAAAAGGAUCUGGAACUGCUCUCAGUCCAGGUUUUGUCCAUGUUUGAGACUAAUGAGAAUCUCAUCCGGCAAGCUUUUGUAGAUUCUUCACAAUCAUGCUUUGAGGGAAACCCAAUAACCACAGAGAGCCAGAGAUCUGGUUCAAGUGAAGUUCGCAUGGGGAAACUCUUUCAGUUCCAAAAUCAGUUUGUCGGGAAGAAAAAACAGCAGUUGGGUGGUGAUAUUCAUUUAGAUGACUUGAAAAGAUCUCUACAUUUGCAGGAAGGGCUUUACAGAAAGGUUGAAGAAGAAGCUUGUGAAAUGCAUUUUGAUAAUUUAUACUUGGAUGUACUUUCAAAUGUUCUACAGGAAACUUUGCUUGAGGCCAGUGACAAUGUCAAAUGUAUGAGAGAGAAAAUAAACAAACUUAUGCAGGAGCUAGAGCUUUCAACUGAGUCCAAGGAGUUGUUGUCGCAAAAGCUGCACUCUGCACUGAAUGAUGUUCAUGCCUUAAAUGAGCAUAGGGCAACUUGCGUUGCCAAGUGCAGUGAUAUGGCUCAGCAAAACCAAUUUUUGGAAGCAAAUUUGCAAAAUGUCACAUGUGAAAAUCACCUUCUUUUGCAGAAGAUUGCUGAAUGGGAGUCUCUAGUGAUGCACUACAGAAGUUACGAGAGCAUGUAUAAGGCUUCUUCUGCAGAGAACACGGAGUUGGCAUGUUUAUUGGAAAAGAAAACCCUAGAAAAUUGUGAUCUUCAAAAUGAGAUCUUCUUUUUGCAGGAAGAGCUGAAAACUUUCAGAAAUGAAUUUGAUGAUCUGGCUUCUGUGAAGGAAAAGCUGCAGGAUGUAGUCAAUUUCAUGGAGAGUAAGUUGCACAACUUGCUGGCGUCCUAUGACAAAAGUAUAAAUGGAUUGCUUCCUAGUGAAUCUGGUGAUCAUGAUUUAAAGCCCCAGGAUUUAACUGGUGUCAUGAUGCAAUUGGAAGAGCUUCAGCAUAAUUCAUGUGAAAGGAUUCUCCUGCUCAUGGAAGAGAAGAAAGGUCUGGUUCACGAGAGAGAUAUCGCUCAAGUGUCCAUCACUGCAGCUAAAUCAGAGAUCGCAUUGGUGAAACAGAAGUUUGAACGUGAUAUACUGAACAUGGUGGAUAAAUUCAAUGUGUCAAAUGCUUUGGUUGAGCAGCUUCAGUUGGACGUUGAGGGUAUUGCUUACAAACUCAAGGUUAGCUCUGAAGUUGAAGAAAAAUAUGCACAGCUACACAAUGAUCUAUUUUCUGAUCUUGAUCGUUUGGAAGCUCAGUUGAAAGAACUUAUUUCUAUGAACCAGGACCUUAGUCAUGAAAUCUUGGCAUUAGAUACUGUUGCUAGUGAACUUGAUAAGACUAAACUGGCUGCAGCAGAACUUGUGAUAGAAAACCAAGCUUUGAUGGCAUCUAUACAGGAUAAAAAUGAGGUGUCCUCAGGGAUUGCAUUAGAACUUGAGAGUUUGAAAGAAAGUUUGCAAUCUCUGCAUGAUGAAAACCAAGCUUUGAUGGCAUCUUCACAAGAUAAGGAGGAGUCUGCUCAACUGGCUUCAGAGUUGAGCAACUUGAAAGAUAGCAUACAAUCUCUGCAUGAUGAAAACCAAGCUCUGAUGGAAAUUUUACGGAAUAAAACUGAGGAAGCUGGCAACCUUGCAUCAGAGCUAAAUAGUUUAAAAGAAAAUUUGCGAUUCUUGCGUGAUGAAAAUCAAGCUUUGAUGGCAUCUUCACAGGAUAAAGAGGAGGAACAUGCCAAGCUUGCAAUGGAACUAAACUGUUUGAAAGAAUGUUUGCAGACUCUGCAUGAUGAAAAUCAAGCUCAGAUGACAUCCGCAACGGAUGCGAAGGAGGAAUCUACCAAGCUUGUGUCAGAGAUAAACAGUUUGAAAGGAAGCUUGCAAUCUCUGCAUGGUGAAAAACAAGCUCUGAUGAUAUCUACGAGGGAUAAAACUGAGGAAUCUUCCAAGCUUGCAUCAGAGCUGAACAUUUUGAAAGAGCGUUCACAAUCUUUGCAUUGUGAAAACCAAGUUUUGAUGGCAGGUUUGCAGGAUAAGACAGAGGAAUCUGCCAGGCUUGCAUCAGAACUAAACAGUUUGAGAGAAUGCCUGCAUACUUUGCAACAAGAAAAGCAAGCUUUGAUGGUGUUCUUACAGGAUAAAACUGAGGAGUCUGCCCAUCUUGCUUCAGAUUUGAUCAGUUUGAGAGAGAGUUUGCAAUCUCUGCAUGAUGAGCUGCAUGGUGAGAGAAGCUUGCGAGAGGGGUUACAGAGUACAAUAGUGGAUCUAACUUCACAAUUAAACGAGAAGCAGUGCCAGUUGCUCCAAUUUGAUCACCACGAGUCUGAAUUGGCUCAUCUCAAACGCCUGGUAUCAGAUCUAGAAUCUGAGAAAGCAAGAGUUUGCCAUCUUCUGUUGCAGUCUGAAAAAUGUCUUAAUAAUGCUCGUGAAGAAGCUUCCACUGUUUCCGCACUAAAAACUCAGUUGUCUGAGAUGCAUGAACCUCUAAUAGCUGCUGAUGUUCGAUUCAUUUUUGCAAAGACUCAAUAUGACAGCGGAUUUGAAGUGCUUCUUCAUCAACUACACUCCACAGAUAGGCUGCUUGUCCAACUUCAGAAGAAGCAUAUUGACAUGGAAACCACACUUAAUCGGUGUCUUGCAAGUGAAACCCAAUAUGCUGAAGAGAAUGCGAGGUUGUUGACAAAUCUCAACUCUGUUCGGUCUGAGCUAGAGGCUUCUAUUGCUGAAAACAGGUUACUUGUCGAGAAAAACAGAGUUGUAAGAGCUGAGCUUGAGGAAUUCAAACACAACUCUCAAAAUGUUGUGCUUAGUUAUAUAGAGGAUAAAACUCAACAUUCUCAAGAGGUUGAAAAGCUGAAAUGCAUGUUAGUGACAUCUGAAGAAGAGAUUGGUAAUCUGGUGUUCUCCAAGGUUGAGCUGGAAGUAAAAGUUCUAGUACUUAAAGCCAAAUUGGAUGAACAGCAAGCUCAGAUCAUCACACUUGAAGGAUACUAUGAUGAAUUAGUGAUGGUGCAGAAACACUGCAAUGAGCUUAACCAGAGGCUUUCUGAUCAGAUUUUGAAGACAGAAGAAUUCAGAAACUUGUCUGUCCAUUCGAAAGAGCUCAAAGACAAAGCUGAUGCUGAGUGUAUCCAUGCUCGUGAAAAAAGAGAACCUGAAGGACCACCUGUGGCCAUGCAGGAGUCCUUAAGAAUUGCAUUUAUCAAAGAGCAGUACGAAACAAGGCUGCAAGAACUGAAACAGCAGUUGUCCAUCUCCAAAAAGCACAGUGAGGAAAUGCUAUGGAAAUUACAAGAUGCGAUUGAUGAGAUUGAGAAUAGGAAGAAAUCUGAAGCUUCUCAUCUGAAGAAAAAUGAAGAACUGGGAAUGAAGAUAUUGGAAUUGGAGGCUGAGUUACAAUCUGUAGUUUCUGAUAAACGUGAAAAAGUGAAGGCUUAUGACCUGAUGAAGGCUGAAAUGGAAUGCUCAUUAAUAAGUCUCGAGUGCUGCAAGGAAGAAAAACAAAAACUUGAAGCUUCUUUGGAAGAAUGCAAUGAGGAGAAGUCAAAAAUUGCUGUUGAACUCACUUUGAUGAAAGAAUUGCUAGAGAAUUCCAAAUCACCAGGGAACAUGCAGGAAGAACAAAAUGAUGUAUCUUGCGAAGUGGAUUGCUUGAUUGUGGAUGCUUCGAACUAUGGAAAAAAAAGAGCACACACAGUCCCUUUGAAUCAUCCAUCCAGGAAUCCUAACCAGAAGUGCUUGGGAAGAGAUGAUUUGAGGAAUUGUGAAGAAGCAGAACUUGCAUUCCCUGCCUCUGUUGACAGAGUUGAUCAUUCGAACACACUUAUGCAUGAGCAACCUGAGCAGGAUGUUCUCGCGUCUUGUGGGAUGAAUGGGCUUAAAAGUUCUGCACUUAUAAAUCAAGACAGGUUGCUGCAUGGUGACAUGAAGCAUUUAGCUAUCAUCAAUGAUCAUUUCAGAGCUGAAAGUUUAAAGUCUAGCAUGGACCACUUAAGUAAUGAGUUAGAAAGGAUGAAAAACGAGAAUUCACUUUUGUUGCAAGAUGAUCAUGAUUUUGACCAAAAGUUUCCAGGCUUACAAAGUGAAUUUAUGAAGCUACAGAAGGCCAAUGAAGAACUAGGAAGCAUGUUCCCCUUGUUUAAUGAAUUCUCAGGGAGUGGAAACGCAUUAGAGAGGGUGCUUGCAUUAGAAAUUGAGCUUGCUGAAGCAUUGCAAGCAAAGAAGAGAUCAAGCAUCCUUUUUCAAAGUUCUUUCUUUAAACAACACAGUGACGAGGAAGCUGUAUUCAAAAGCUUUAGAGACAUCAAUGAGUUGAUCAAGGACAUGCUGGAACUAAAGGGAAGGUAUACAACUGUGGAGACUCAACUAAAAGAGAUGCAUGACCGCUAUUCUCAGCUAAGCCUUCAAUUUGCAGAGGUUGAAGGUGAGAGGCAGAAGCUCACGAUGACUCUCAAGAAUGUUCGGGCAUCAAAGAAAGCCCUAUGCUUAAACCGGUCCUCAUCAGCUUCCCUUGAGGACCAUUCCUCAUAGCCAUUUUGACAAGCCUCCUAUAGUGCCUUAUUUACAGUCUUAGAAAUCCUAUUUACUGAGGUCAGCAGUUAAUAUUCCCAUACUUCCAUCAUUACUUAAUUAUGUAGAUUGCUGGUUACUAUUCGUUGGCUAAUUAUCUGUCACAAGUCAAGUUGCAAUACGACAAGCCUGCAAUGGAUGCCAAAAGCGUAGAGGCAGAUGCAUCGUCUGUAAAUAAAAUUGCAUUUUGCUGGUUGUUUGCAUCAUAAGGUAUAGUUAUAACAAUAUGACCUUUUUGGUCCUUUCUGUAACUCAUUAUCCUGUAUAGCAAAUCAAAUUCUUUGAUCAGCGAAAA